This is a messenger RNA of Arabis nemorensis, 318 nucleotides long. The record is from the annotation of a GenBank genome assembly. Lineage: Eukaryota; Viridiplantae; Streptophyta; Magnoliopsida; Brassicales; Brassicaceae.
AUGGCUGGUAUUUGUUGCGGUGUUGUUGGAGAGACUGAACCAUCGGCACCGGUUGAUUCGACUUCUCGAGCUUCUCUUAGACGGAGGUUAGAUCUACUCCCGUCGAUCAAAAUCGUNGCUCCUCCGCUUGAGAGCUGCCGUAAACGUCAGAAACGCGAGACACCACCGUCGUCUCUGCUUUCGACGUUACCGGCUAACGGAAAUCUAGAUCUGGAAUCGAAUGGUNGGAAAUCAGAGAAGGCCGGAUCGGCGGUUACGGUUAAGAAUUCAAAAUCCAGCGACGGAAACAGAGAGCUGUUUCUUCUCCGAUGUACCUAA